CGGCACAGAACAGGCCUCCAAUCAAACAAAAAAAAAAACAAAGAGCAAGAAAGUCCCACCAGCAUCAUCCCAAAUCCAAUCAUCAUCCCAUUAUUAUAUGUAUCCUCAUCGUGAUGUUGGAACUUCCCCUUUGGACCCUUUUGAAAUUGAUGAAAUUUGGUGGUGUUGGAGCUGUUCUUCGGAAUGGCAAGCUCCGGCAAGGACGAGGAGGAGGAUACCGCCGGCAUGGAGAGGCUGAAAGUGCUGGACGGUGUGAAAAUGGUUGAUGCGCCGAUCAUUUUAUUUGUUCUUUCUCAUAAGGCGUUUGUGAAGGAGCUUGAGGAGCUUUGCAAAGUGUCAAUUGCGGCUGUGGAGAGUGGGUCUUGUGACAGGGGAGUUGUUGAUGAUCUUUGCAGGAGGUUUGAGUUCUUUAAGCUCGUCUAUGAAUACCACUGUGCUGCUGAAGAUGAGAUUCUCUUUGAGGAACUGGGCAAUCCAAUCAAGAAUGGCUUGUCUAUAUAUGCUGAAGAACAUAAAAACAUAAUUGGAAAAUUCAGAUCCUUGUUGGAUUGUUUGAAUCUUCUGAAGAAGGAGGAGACUGAAGAAUUAUCUAAUACUCUAUCAGAACUUCUAUCUUUGAUUGUAUCCAUAAAGUCCAUCUUCUGCCAUCAUGUCCUGAAAGAAGAAAGACAGGUUUUUCCGUUCAUUUUAAAGCAAUUUUCUUUGGAGAAACAAGCUAAGAUUGUAUGGCAGUAUAUCUGUGCUCUCCCUCUUGCUGUUUUAGAAGAUUUUAUACGCUGGAUGGCCUCAUUACUUCCUCCAGAGGAACAAAUAGACUUUGCAGUUGGUAUAAAGGCGGUUUUACCUGAGGAGGAGGUACUUCAGGAGGUUGUCAUUUCCUGGCUUUGCGAAAAGAAAUCAUCUCAUACUGAGGCCUUUAUUGUGCAUGGAAUUGGAGCUCGAUGUCAUAGUGGAGAAGCUAGUUUUGGCAAUUUACUUGAGCUAUUUCCAGAUGCAUGUCAUUUUACUGGGGAAGAACAAUCAAAGAAACCACGUUCAACACAAUCAAGUAGUAGGGAGAACCCAAUCGCUGGCAUUCAUAUUAUGAAUAGUGCUAUUAUGAGGGAAUUCAGGGAAAUCUUGGUCCUGUUGAAUCAAUCAAGGAUAUCAGCUACAUGUUCAGACAUAUCUUCUCUACUAAUACAGCUACAAUUCCUCGCUGAUCUCCUUAUCUUCUACAGCAAAGCAUUGGAUCAAAUAUUAUAUCCCAUGCUCGAAGGACUUUCCAAGAAUGGUAUACCAUUUCGCUGCAAACGAUUAACUGAUGAAUCUCAAAUGGGAAGGCUUCAAAGCUUCCUCUACGGGAAGCUUCAAUUUGGGUCUCAACUCAGCAAUUUCUUGGACUCCCUCUGUGAGGAAUUGGAAUCACUGCUGUGCAACAUUGGCAACAUCUUCAUUUACAUAGACAGAGAGGUAUUUUCAUUAAUGCACGAGAACUGCGGCUAUAAGAUGCAGUUAUGGCUGUUAUAUGCUGGUCUGAAAUCAAUGCCAUUUGGGCUAUUGAGGUGUGCUACCCUUUGGCUUUCUGCUACUUUAUGUGAUGAACAAUUUAAGAUUAUGGUGGAUGCCAUGAAUGUCUCGUGCACUCUAGUCGACAAGACCCUUGCUCCUCUGUUGCAUGAGUGGAUUCGGAGUGGUUAUUCAAGUAAGAUUUCCCUGGAAAGUUUAGCAAAGGCUUUUGGAACUUGUAGAGAAGGCUAUUGCAAAUUUAGCCGAAUUAAAGCAGAUACUGGAUUUUCUGACGUAGAGUUUGAAAUUCAAGGCCUUAGCACAUUUAACCUCAUGAAUUUUAAGCCAAAAUCUGCUGUUAUAAAGAAUAUCAAGACCUUGAAUGCCUUAUCUUCACUUUCCAAUAAGGAACUUGAAUCUAGUACAUUCAAUCUUCAAAGAUUAUUUCCUCAAUUGUUGAGUUAUUCAUACCCCAUGCUUAUAUAUCCAGCUGAGUAUGGUUCUUUCAACAAUAAUUUCACUCUUGAUUCUCAACCAAUGAUUCAUUUGGUUUGCUUUCACAAUGCUCUUAAAAGAGACCUGAGCCAUAUUGUCAGUCUUUCUGCCAAUUUGUCCAAAAGUAAUAGGCUUUUCCCGGAUUUCCGAAGAUGCUUCCAGCUUCUUCAGUUUUUCUACGAUGUUCACAUUAUGUGGGAGGACGAGGUUAUCUUUCCUGCUCUGGAAUCCAAGGGAAAACUGAAAAGCACCACUCACUAUUACACUGCUCACGACCAAUUGGAUACUGAACAGUUCAAGAAAGUUUCGCUUAUUGUAUAUAAGCUUUCUGAUUUGCUCGAUAAUCCUGUCACCACAGGUCUGACUAACCAAAAAUGUCAUCAGCUGUAUCUAGAGCUUCAUGAAGCUUGCCUUUGCAUGCAAAAGGUCAUCUGUGAACAUAUUCAUCACGAAGAAAUCGAACUCCGGCCUUUGUUUGCGCGAUACUUCUCAAUUGAAGAACAAGAAACCAUAAUAGGGCGCAUGCUUGGAAGGACUGGAGCUGAAACUUUAACAAGAAUAAUACCUUGGUUGAUGUCAUUGUUAGAGGAAGAUGAAUGGCAAGGCCUGUUAUCCCUAUGGCGCAAAGCUACAAAAAUGACAAAUUUUGACGAAUGGUUAGGAGACUGGUGUAAAGGUUUGAUAAAUGUACCUAGAGAUAAUGGAGGAUCGUGUAGUCCUCCUAUCUUUCCUGCUGACCCCAUAGAAAUGAUCAGAACAUUUGUGGGAGAACAAAGUUUUGGGGCCAAAUGUGAUAUAACUGAAGAUAAACUUUCAGUUAAAGAUUUGUCAGAUCAUAAUUUGGAGAAAUCAGAGGCUCUUACUCUGCAUCUGCAAGUUCCCAAAAGUGUUGAAAAUGUUGAUAAGCACCCUGCUCUUGCUAAUUCUUUAGGAGACAGAGAUGUUGAGAAACGCAAAGAAAAACUUCUUUCUACUGAUCAAGCAGAUGAAUUCAGACAGGAAGUCAAGGUUUCUCGACACAGUCACCCUUUAGCACUGAGUCCAAAGGAGCUUGAAAAUGCAAUAAGAAAGAUUUCAUGUGACCCUAAAUUGGAUUCUUGUAAGAAAUCACAGGUUAUGCAGAGCUUGAUGAUGAGUCAUUGGGCAGUGACACAAACGAAGUUGAAGAUGACAAGCGCUGCACAUGAAAAAGAUGAAGAUCUGGGUCAGCAUCCAUCUUACCUGGACUCUCUUAAUCAAAUUUUUGGCUGUAAUCAUUAUAAAAGAAACUGUAAACUUCUUGCUGCAUGUUGCAGCAAGCUGUUUACUUGCAUAAGGUGUCACGAUGAUCUGACCAAUCAUUCUGUGGAUAGGAAAACUAUUACAAAGAUGAUGUGCAUGAAAUGCUUGGUAAUUCAAUCAAUUGGUCCUACUUGCUCAAAUCCAGAAUGCAAUGAUUUCUCCAUGGCAAAAUACUAUUGCAGGAUUUGCAAAUUAUUUGAUGAUAAAAGGCAAAUUUAUCACUGUCCCUACUGUAAUCUGUGUCGUGUUGGAAAGGGAUUAGGUAUUGACUACUUCCAUUGCAUGAAAUGCAAUGCUUGCAUGUCAAAGUCUCUUUCUUUGCAUGUAUGCAGAGAGAAGUGCUUUGAAGACAACUGCCCAAUUUGCCGUGAAGACUUAUUUACCUCGAGCUCCCCGGUUAAGGCACUUCCAUGUGGUCAUCUAAUGCACUCGUCAUGUUUUCAGGAUUACACAUUCAGUCAUUAUACCUGUCCAAUCUGCAGCAAGUCUCUUGGGGACAUGCAGAUAUAUUUUGGAAUGCUGGAUGCACUAUUAGCUGAAGAGAAAAUUCCCGAGGAGUAUUCCAGUCAAGUGCAGGUUGAGAAUCAAUAUCUCUGUUGUGGCUUUUUACCUGUUCUAUUUCUUUUGCAAUAG
Messenger RNA from Oldenlandia corymbosa var. corymbosa, 3897 nucleotides. Lineage: Eukaryota; Viridiplantae; Streptophyta; Magnoliopsida; Gentianales; Rubiaceae. The record is from the annotation of a GenBank genome assembly.